CAUUUUAGACAUUGCAUUUGUUUAGUUAACCAGACCAUAAAAAAUGGUAGAAUUUGAUAAGAUCGUUGAAGAGAUGGAUGGAUUGAGUAAGAAGCAGUGGGUCCAACUGAUCUUGCUCAUGUUGCCGGCUGUCUUUGUGGGGUCACAGAUGGGGGCGAUGGUUUUUAUUGGUGCUGAUGUGGAAUAUACAUGCCAGAUGCCACUUAAAGACAAUUUGGUCGCGAAAUGCGGUCAAAAUUGGACGAAGGAACAAGAUGCGAUGUACUCGGUGCCGCCUAAUAGCUGCUUAAGGUAUAAUACCGAGGAUGUAUCUGCCGCUGCCAACUGCAGUUACUGGUGGAGCGAUAAUAAUUCGACAACCCCACCCAACACUACGGUGAAAUGUACGGCGUGGGAAUUCAACAGCUCGUCCACAUUCUCAAGUUCGGUGGUGAGCGACUUCUCGCUUGUGUGCAGAGAAAAGUACAAGAUCAAACUCUCACAAGCUGUCUUUAUGUUCGGUGUAACUGUGGGCUGUGCUGUGUGGGGCCAGAUAUCGGACAGAUACGGAAGAAAGACAAGCAUUGCAGCGUCUGCAGCAACUGGUGGUUUGCUCGCUCUUGCGGUUUCAUUUACCCAAUCAUACUUGAUGUUUGUCAUACUGAGAUCGUUAAGUGGUUUCUGCUUCUUUUCAAUGUUCACAUGCAGUUUUGUGCUCGCGACGGAAAUCGUGGCACCCAAGUAUCGGGUACGAGUGAGUCAGACUGAGCAAGCGUUCUUUGCAUCCGGAUUCUGCAUCCUUGCUCUUUAUGGAUACUUUGUACGAGAGUGGAGGAUGCUGCAGAUCAUCAUUUCCAUCCCGGUUAUUGGAACAUCCGCCUACUACUGGUUGGUUUGCGAAUCCCCGAGAUGGCUGUUAUCUUGUGAGAGGUUCGCCGAGGCCAACGUCAUUGUGACAAAAUUCAUAACAAGUUUGGGGUUGCGAGACACGCCGAGUGAGGCAAAACUACUGAAUGAACUAGUUACAAGCCCUGAAAAUAAAGAUCGCAUUGCUCCGAGAAACGUUCAUGAUUUGCACCAUGGUCCUAUGGAUCUUAUCAGAACUCCUAACAUGCGGAAGAAGUCAUUGAUGUUGUUCUACUGCUGGCUCGUGUGCUCGUGCGUUUAUUACGGACUUACACUGAACUCAGCUGAUCUUGGAGGGGAUCCUUUUAUCAAUCUUUUCCUGUCGGGAUUGGUUGAAAUACCGGCUGUGUUCAUCUGUAUUCCACUACUUGAUAGAUGGGGAAGAAGACCUUCUCUCGCCCUAUUUCUAGUGCUAUCUGGAAUAUCUUGCGUCACAAUGCUAUUUGUGCCGAAAAAACUUCUGUGGUUAAACAUUACACUUUCCAUGGUCGGCAAAUUCAGCAUCGCGGCGGCCUUUGGUACAGUGUACAUAUACGCAGCAGAGUUAUAUCCAACGCCUAUUCGGAAUGUCGGAAUUGGUGUUUGCAGCAGUUUUGCGAGGAUCGGUGGAAUUAUGUCACCAUUCAUUGCAAUGCUAGAUGUGAUCGCUAAACCUCUACCAUACGUUGUAUUUGGACUUAUGUCCAUUUUUGGGGGUGUUCUUGCGUUGUUCUUGCCAGAAGUUCUCGGUAUUAGAUUGCCCGAAACUCUUAAAGAAGGCGAGGAGUUCGGAAUGAAACAGGGAGGCCCUCUUACAUUUAUCUUAAAGCGGUUAAAAUGCUGCGGGGAAAGUGAAGACGACGAGCAGAGAACAACAGACGCAAAGUAUGCGCUAGUGCCGAUGAACGGCGCUACAUCACAAGAUGUGGACGUACCAGUUUAAGGAGGACAACAGACCAGAGACGCUGAAGUUAAACGCCCGAGUGUGAAACGGACUUAAAAUCAAACAAGUCAAGAUUCUACAGUUACAUUGCAACUCUUCAUACACUUUCAAUAGUGUCACAAUUACUGGUGUACAAAGCACAUAUUUAUGUAUCUGACUGUGUUUCAUGUUGUUUCGUGUUUCUGAUGUCAGUUGCUUUCAAUAUAAUUAAAGGCUGUUUAAAA
Messenger RNA from Ciona intestinalis (vase tunicate), 2031 nucleotides. Its product is annotated as organic cation transporter protein. Gene Ontology annotation, cellular component: membrane. The record is from RefSeq and is a predicted model, not a curated record. NCBI's taxonomy places the organism in Eukaryota, Metazoa, Chordata, Ascidiacea, Phlebobranchia, Cionidae. Gene Ontology annotation, biological process: transmembrane transport. Gene Ontology annotation, molecular function: transmembrane transporter activity.